Panthera uncia (snow leopard) is the source of this 1399-nucleotide messenger RNA. RefSeq names its product arginine vasopressin receptor 1B (gene AVPR1B). The transcript is spliced from 2 exons. Lineage: Eukaryota; Metazoa; Chordata; Mammalia; Carnivora; Felidae. Gene Ontology annotation, cellular component: membrane. The coding region runs from base 1 to 1269 and encodes 422 amino acids. The record is from RefSeq and is a predicted model, not a curated record. Gene Ontology annotation, biological process: positive regulation of vasoconstriction; regulation of systemic arterial blood pressure by vasopressin; G protein-coupled receptor signaling pathway. Gene Ontology annotation, molecular function: vasopressin receptor activity; peptide binding.
AUGGAUACUGGGCCUGCCUGGGCUGCUAACCCCACUCCCGGGGGCACCUUCUCCAUCCCCAAUGCCACCACACCCUGGAUGGGCCGGGAUGAGGAGCUGGCCAAGGUGGAGAUCGGAGUCCUGGCUGCGGUCCUGGUGCUGGCGACAGGGGGCAAUCUGACUGUGCUGCUGACCCUGGGCCAGCCAGGCCGCAAGCGCUCCCGCAUGCACCUGUUUGUUCUGCACCUAGCCGCGACCGACCUGGGUGUGGCCCUGUUUCAGGUGCUGCCCCAGCUGCUGUGGGACAUCACCUACCGUUUCCAGGGCCCUGACCUCCUCUGCCGGGCCGUCAAGUAUCUGCAGGUGCUCAGCAUGUUCGCCUCCACCUACAUGCUACUGGCCAUGACGCUGGACCGCUACCUGGCUGUUUGUCACCCCCUGCGCAGCCUCCAGCAGCCCAGCCAGUCCACUUACCCUCUCAUCGCCGCUCCCUGGCUGCUGGCUGCCAUCCUCAGCCUGCCUCAGAUCUUCAUCUUUUCUUUGCGGGAGGUGAUCCAGGGCACGGGGGUGCUGGACUGCUGGGCAGACUUCCGCUUCCCUUGGGGGCCUCGGGUCUAUAUCACCUGGACCACCCUGGCCAUCUUUGUCCUGCCUGUGGUCAUGCUCACGGCCUGCUACAGCCUCAUCUACCAUGAGAUCUGUAAGAACCUCAAAGUCAAGACGCAGGCCCGCAAGGUGGAAGGAAGGGGCUGGAGGACUUGGGACAGGAUGUCGCCUUCUGUCCCAGCUGCCGCCACACGGGGCCUGCCAUCCCGGGUCAGCAGCAUCAGUACCAUCUCGAGGGCUAAGAUCCGAACCGUGAAGAUGACUUUCGUCAUUGUGCUGGCCUACAUCGCCUGCUGGGCACCCUUCUUCAGCGUCCAGAUGUGGUCCGUGUGGGACAAAGAUGCCCCUGACGAAGAUUCAACCAACGUGGCUUUCACCAUCUCCAUGCUCUUGGGCAACCUCAGCAGCUGCUGCAACCCCUGGGUCUCCAUGGGUUUCAACAGCCACCUGCGGCCAUGGCCACUGUGCCACCCGGACUGCUGCGGGGGUCCCCGGCCCCGGCCACGCCGGCAACUCUCCAGCCUCAGCCUCUCCAGCCGCCACACCACACUGCUGACCUGCUCCAGCGGCCUGCCCGCCCUCACCCUCAGCCCCAGACUCGGUGGGGGCCCUGGGACCGAAGGGUCACUGAAGGACUCUGCGCAGGUGGAUGGGGAAGCCUCCACAGAGACCGGUGUCUUUUAGGGAACACGUUCCCUGAAGUCUGGCACGCCUGCGAGGCUAGUGGAGGGUCUCUGCUCAUUUCAACACUGGGUGUAAAAGCCGGGAGGGCCAAGGUUGGAGUUGGGGGAGCCCAGUUUGAGGUAGGGUGAGG